This is a messenger RNA of Hevea brasiliensis (rubber tree), 946 nucleotides long. RefSeq lists its product as uncharacterized. The transcript is spliced from 2 exons. NCBI's taxonomy places the organism in Eukaryota, Viridiplantae, Streptophyta, Magnoliopsida, Malpighiales, Euphorbiaceae. The coding region runs from base 224 to 775 and encodes 183 amino acids. The record is from RefSeq and is a predicted model, not a curated record.
GAUUGUAUGGGCCGGAUAGGCUUACAUUGAACUAAUCGAAUCUUGGGUUGGCCCGGUUCAUCUCAAAAUAAAAGUUGAGAUUUGAGAGUUCCCGCUGCCGCAACUCAAUUGUGGCGCCAAAAGCCGAGAGUUAGGAAGCAUCUCUAUCUUCUCUGCCCUAGGUCUAAAUAACCUCGUCUGCUUCACCGGGGCUCUUCUGCUGAAUGCUGGAGACAAGGAGACUAUGUUCGGAAGGCUCAGACCAUCUACUUCUUCGUUGGAUAGCUUGGAGAGGCCACCUUCCAAGAUCUUCAAAGACGAUCCUCUCUCCAUCUACGAGGCUACAUUGAUAAAGCUUAAAUUAGGUUCGCAGCGUGAUUUAAGUUCCUCCUUUAAGGAGACAAUGGAGAUGGAAAGUGAUUGCAGUGCUGCAACUGCUUCCAGUUCUAUGGAGUUGGUGAAUCUGGACCCCAUGCUUUGUACCUCUACAAACGUCUCUGAAACUCACCAACGUCUUGUAACAUCUCCUGAUGAAGAGGCAAUGGCAAUUGAUACGAUAAGCUCUUGUGCAAGUAAUCUAUCAAGUCCUAGAGCUUGCCAAUCUACAGGUGAUUCGAAACAGCUACAAAGUCGGAAUAUAUCACUUCUUUACUUGUUUUCGAAAUAUAACACUUCACGCCAUGCAUUAAGCUCAUCAGAUGGAGAGUCGAUGACAGUAGCGAGCCAUUGUUCUACCAGUAGUUCCUCAAGUUCCAGCAACCGCCAGUCAUUUGGCAGCACAAAUAAACAGGUCUGAACACUAAUGCCAUAGUUUUUCUACUGGCUGUCACGUGAGAUUUGUAUCCCAAUUUUUUAAUUCUCUAAAUACUGGAAGUCUUGUCCAUAAAGACAUUUUUAUUUAUUUGUAACCUGAUUGAACUCUUGACUUCGGCUUGAUUUGAUGCUAAUUAUUUCACCGAGUUUAUAA